This is a messenger RNA of Carassius auratus (goldfish), 542 nucleotides long. RefSeq names its product retinal cone rhodopsin-sensitive cGMP 3',5'-cyclic phosphodiesterase subunit gamma-like. Gene Ontology annotation, molecular function: cGMP binding; 3',5'-cyclic-nucleotide phosphodiesterase activity. The transcript has 4 exons. NCBI's taxonomy places the organism in Eukaryota, Metazoa, Chordata, Actinopteri, Cypriniformes, Cyprinidae. Gene Ontology annotation, cellular component: photoreceptor outer segment membrane. Gene Ontology annotation, biological process: visual perception; positive regulation of epidermal growth factor receptor signaling pathway; positive regulation of G protein-coupled receptor signaling pathway. Bases 163 to 426 code for a protein of 87 amino acids. The record is from RefSeq and is a predicted model, not a curated record.
UCCCUAACGGGAGCAGCAUGGCUGAAGGAGGAGCUGCUCUCUGACCUUCAGUGAGACUAUAAGAGCACAGAAGAGACACACAGCUUCAUUCUACAGACAGACGGAGAGAGAGACACACACACACACACCGCUCACAGACCACAAACACAGGGAAGUGCAGACAUGAACGCUGCUCCUCCUGCAGGAAGUGCUCUGGCGACGCCCGCCAGCACCGCCGGACCCACCACGCCCAAGAAAGGGCCGCCCAAAUUCAAGCAGAGACAGACGCGCACCUUCAAGAGCAAGGCCCCCAAACCUGGCCAGAAAGGAUUCGGCGAUGAUAUUCCUGGUAUGGAGGGUCUCGGCACAGAUAUCACUGUGGUGUGCCCCUGGGAGGCAUUCGGAGACAUGGAGCUCAGCGAUCUGGCCAAAUACGGCAUUAUCUAAACCCCGCCUCCUCAACAUCACCGCCUUCAGCCCCGCCCCUCGCUUCCAGUGACCCCACCCCUUUUGCUCAAUGUUGUCGUGUGGUUAUGGUGUGUGAUGAUAAAGGAUUGAUUUAA